This is a messenger RNA of Colius striatus (speckled mousebird), 1566 nucleotides long. It is a transcript of the gene DCT, whose product is annotated as dopachrome tautomerase. Gene Ontology annotation, biological process: melanin biosynthetic process from tyrosine; positive regulation of neuroblast proliferation; developmental pigmentation. Gene Ontology annotation, molecular function: dopachrome isomerase activity; oxidoreductase activity. Bases 1 to 1566 code for a protein of 521 amino acids. NCBI's taxonomy places the organism in Eukaryota, Metazoa, Chordata, Aves, Coliiformes, Coliidae. The transcript has 8 exons. The record is from RefSeq and is a predicted model, not a curated record. Gene Ontology annotation, cellular component: melanosome.
AUGGGCACCCUGAGGUGGCUCUUCUGGGCUGGGCUGGGCUACCUGAGCUGCUGCUGUCCUCUCCAGGUGCAGGCACAGUUCCCCCGUGCCUGCAUGACAGUGGAUGCCCUUCGCUCAAAACGCUGCUGCCCAGCCUUGGGGACAGAGCCAGGCAACAUCUGUGGGUCCUUGCAGGGCAGGGGACAAUGUCAGGGAGUGCAGGUGGACACUCAACCCUGGAGUGGCCCCUACACCCUUCGAAAUGUGGAUGAUCGGGAGCGGUGGCCCCUCAAGUUCUUCAACCAGAGCUGUCGGUGCACAGGAAACUUUGCUGGCUAUAACUGUGGUGACUGCAAGUUUGGUUGGACCGGCCCUGAAUGCAACAUGAGGAAGCCAGCAGUUAUCAGGAAGGACAUCCACUCCCUGACAGCUGAGGAGAGAGAGCAGUUCUUUGAUGCUCUAGACCGUGCAAAGACAACCAUUCACCCAGACUAUGUAAUUGCAACACAGCAUUGGCUAAGUCUGCUUGGUCCCACUGGAGAGGAACCCCAGAUUGCCAACUGUAGUAUUUAUAACUACUUUGUUUGGCUUCAUUACUACUCAGUCAGAGACACGCUAUUAGGACCUGGCCGCCCCUUCACAGGGAUUGAUUUCUCCCAUCAAGGACCUGCCUUUGUUACUUGGCACAGGUAUCAUUUGCUGUUGCUGGAGAGAGACCUGCAGCGACUGUUGGGCAACGACUCCUUCGCCCUGCCUUACUGGAACUUCGCCAUGGGUAAAAAUGAAUGUGACAUCUGCACGGAUCAGCUCUUUGGAGCGUCACGGCUGGAUGAGCCUGGGCUGAUCAGCCUGAGCUCCAGGUUCUCCCAAUGGCAAAUAAUUUGUAACAGCUUGGAUGACUACAACCGCCUGGUCACGCUGUGCAAUGGGAGCGAUGAGGGACCACUGCGGCGUCGGCUGCCUGGGGGUUCUGGCGAGCAGCUGCCCACUGCAGAGGAUGUCAGGAGAUGCCUGUCCCUGCAGGAGUUCGACAGCCCCCCCUUUUUUCGCAAUUCCAGUUUCAGUUUCAGGAAUGCACUUGAAGGCUUUGAUAAGCCAGGUGGAGCCCUUAGCUCACCAAUGAUGAGCCUUCACAAUUUAGCUCACUCUUUCCUGAAUGGGACCAGCGUUCUCCCUCAUGCAGCCGCCAAUGAUCCCAUCUUUGUGGUUCUUCACUCCUUUACCGAUGCCAUCUUUGAUGAGUGGAUGAAGCGGUUUAACCCCACAGACAGUGCCUGGCCUGAGGAGUUGGCCCCCAUUGGUCACAAUAAAUUGUAUAACAUGGUCCCUUUUUUCCCUCCUGUGACCAACGAUGAUCUCUUCCAAACGGCGGAGCAACUUGGCUACACCUAUGCCAUCGACUUGCCAGGUUCCCUUGAAGAAACCCAAGCAUGGGCUGUCAUGGUUGGAUCCACAGUUGGAGCACUUAUAGCUCUGGCCACGCUUGUCCUGCUUCUUGCACUUUUCCAGCACAGAAGGCAGAGGAGAGGUUUUGAACCACUUGUGAAUGUGAGCUUCAGCCCCAAAAAGUACAUGGAUGAGGCCUAG